Molecule: messenger RNA, 612 nt
Organism: Helianthus annuus (common sunflower)
Lineage: Eukaryota; Viridiplantae; Streptophyta; Magnoliopsida; Asterales; Asteraceae
Exons: 1
Coding region: 1-612 (203 amino acids)
Source: RefSeq, a predicted model, not a curated record
AUGAGUAAAUUGGGGUUCCCUCCUCAGUGGUGUCGGUGGAUCUACAGAAUUCUCUCGACAGCUCGAUCCUCGGUUCUUGUCAAUGGCUCUCCUACAUUUGAGUUCCAAUGUUUUAAAGGUAUGAGACAAGGUGAUCUAAUGAGGAAAGCUAGUUCGGUGGGUGCCAUAAGGGGUUUCGUCUUGCCUAACGAUGGGCCGACUCUAACUCACUUAUUAUAUGUGGACGAUUGCGUGAUUAUGGGAGAAUGGGGGCAUAAUAAUAUAAGAAAUGUUGCUCGGCUGCUUAGAUGCAUUUAUAUGGUCUCUAGCCUCAAAAUCAAUCUUAACAAGUCAGAACUGAUUGGUUUGGGCAUGAAUCCGGCUGAUGUUGCUGAUAUGGCUUUGGUUCUCAAUUGUAAGGUGGGAGAUCCUGUUUGUUCAUCUUGGGGUUUGGUGGGAGCUAAAAUGAAUAGAAUUAUUAAUUGGAAAUCGGUUUUUGACACCUUCAAGGCUCGGUUGGCUCUAUGGAAAUCUUCUUUGCUAUCCAUUAGAGGGAGAGUUACUCUUAUUAAAUCGGUUCUUAAAGCAUCCCGAAUUACUUUCUUUCGUUGUUCAAAGCGCCAGUUGGGGUGA